This is a messenger RNA of Vicia faba (fava bean), 1254 nucleotides long. NCBI's taxonomy places the organism in Eukaryota, Viridiplantae, Streptophyta, Magnoliopsida, Fabales, Fabaceae. The record is from the annotation of a GenBank genome assembly.
AUGGCUACGCUUCUUCCUUCUUCCCUCACAAACCCAAAUAAACUCUUCCACAAUGUAUCACUUUCCACUUCACCCUCUUCUCUAACAACCACUUCAGUUUCUCUUUACCCUAAAACGCGACGUUUUGGUCGUCGUUUUGGGUCCGUUAGAUGCUGUUUAGCUUAUGUCGAUAACGCUAAGAUUAAGGUCGUGGGAAUUGGGGGUGGUGGUAACAAUGCCGUUAACCGCAUGAUUGGUAGUGGUUUGCAGGGUGUAGAUUUCUAUGCGAUAAAUACGGAUGCUCAAGCGCUACUGCAUUCUGCAGCCGAGAAUCCUAUUAAAAUUGGAGAGCUUCUGACUCGAGGAUUAGGUACUGGUGGGAAUCCGCUUUUGGGGGAACAAGCUGCGGAGGAAUCGAAAGAGGCUAUUGCUAAUGCCCUUAAAGGAUCGGAUUUGGUGUUUAUAACAGCUGGGAUGGGUGGGGGUACAGGGUCCGGCGCUGCACCUGUUGUGGCUCAAAUAUCAAAAGAGGCAGGUUACUUGACCGUCGGUGUUGUUACCUAUCCUUUCAGUUUUGAAGGAAGGAAAAGAUCCUUGCAGGCACUUGAAGCCAUUGAAAAGCUUCAGAAAAAUGUUGAUACCCUUAUUGUAAUUCCAAAUGACCGUCUGCUUGACAUAGCCGACGAGCAGAUGCCUCUCCAGGAUGCUUUUCGUCUAGCGGAUGAUGUUUUACGCCAAGGAGUUCAGGGAAUUUCAGACAUUAUAACAAUACCUGGACUUGUAAAUGUGGAUUUUGCUGAUGUAAAAGCCGUGAUGAAAGACUCUGGUACUGCAAUGCUCGGAGUAGGUGUUUCAUCCGGUAAAAACCGAGCAGAAGAAGCAGCUGAACAGGCUACUUUGGCUCCUUUAAUUGGAUCAUCUAUUCAAUCAGCCACAGGAGUAGUGUAUAACAUUACUGGAGGAAAGGACAUCACCCUGCAGGAAGUCAACAGGGUAUCUCAGGUUGUGACUAGUUUGGCCGAUCCUUCUGCCAAUAUUAUAUUUGGAGCUGUUGUAGAUGAUCGUUACACCGGAGAGAUUCACGUGACUAUCAUCGCCACUGGCUUUUCGCAAUCUUUUCAGAAGAAGCUGCUAACAGAUCCAAGGGCUGCAAAGCUUCUUGACAAAGUGGCCGAGGGAAAAGAAAGCAAGACAGUGCCUCCUCCCCUCAAGUCCUCAAACUUAUCUUCCAAAGUUGAAUCUAGAGCACCACCCCCACGAAAGCUCUUUUUUUAG